AUAGUUAUGAAGUCAACUAAAAAUGUUUUGUUUUAUUAAAUGCGUAUUUUAUUUUCUGAUUUGCUUGAAGGCCGUACACGCAAAUGGAGCCAUUAAUGGUUUUUAUGCAAACAGCAAGGCGGUAAGCUGUGGAGGGCUUUUAUGUCGGCCAGUAGCGGGAAUCUUCACACGUGACCCCUUGCCAGUGGAUACUUAUACUCAUGUAGCAACCAUACCCGCCGGUGCCUCAAAUAUCUCCAUUACCGAAUUAAAGAACAGCGAAAAUUUACUGGCUUUGCGUGUGCCGGAGCUGGAGUACGUAUUCAAUGGUGAGAAUAUGGUGUCCGAAAGCGCCUCGUAUGAGGUAGCAGGGGCUACUUUCGAUUAUCACAGAAUCGAUGGAGUCGAACAAGGCGAAGGAGUUACGGAAUGGAUUACUGCCAUUGGUCCAAUAACGGCCCAAUUGGACCUCUUGGUGUAUACUAAAACAGCCAACCCAGGUAUCAAAUAUGAGUACUUGUUGCCUAUAAUAUCUGAGUCUGAGGAGAAUGAGUUGCCAUUAGAGUAUAGCGGUGGCGUUUUAAAGGAGGGCUUACUGGGCAGUUCGCGUCCUGGGCGCAGACGGAAGUAUAAUUGGAAGGUAAUUGGUUUCAGUGGUUGCACAAAGUCUUGCGGAGGUGGUACUCAAUCACCAAUUCUUCGAUGUGGUCGUGAAAACCCCGUUCGUUACUACUCUCAGCGUCGCUGUUUGCACUUGGAGAAGCCGGUUCUUAAUGAAAACCUUCUGCGUUGCAACACCCAACCGUGUCCGGCCUACUGGCGUCCGAAUGAAUGGGGCCCCUGCCGCUGUCACCACGGACAGGGGUUCCGCAAUCGUGAACUCAGUUGCGUACAGGAGCUUGCAUCGAAUAUUGUUAUACACGUGGAUCGCUCCGCCUGCUUAGAGACGCAGCCGCCAUCCCAAAAGGAAUGCGAGUGUCCAAAGAACCAAAGACACAACCACUUACAUAACCGCUCAGAUUUCAAAAAUGUCACUCACAGUCAGUACAAUGCCCACAAAAAGACCAGGACGUCCGCUUGGCUUAUGUCGAACUGGAAUAACUACUGUUCAGCACAGUGCGGCACGGGUGUGGAAUACCGUACGAUUUUCUGCGAUCGUUCAAAACUCAGCUCAGAACGUUGUAAUCAACGUGACGCUCCAGAUAUCAAAAGACCGUGCCAAACAGAGCGCUCGUGUGAUUUCGGAGACUGGUUUACUGGCCCUUGGACCCCUUGCAAUGGAAACUGCUUCAAUUUGACGAGCAGUAGAAUGGUGAUCUGCAUUAAGAAUCAGCUUAUAACUGACGAGGAAGAAUGUUUGCCGGACGUAAAGCCGCAGUCAUUUAAAAUGUGCUCCCAUGAUGAGGUUGAAUACUGUGCACCACGCUGGCACUAUUCCGCGUGGUCAGAAUGCUCAAAAUCAUGCGAUGGUGGGACACAGCGGCGAGCGGUGAAAUGUCUGUCCUAUGAUGAGAGGCAGAAUGCAUUGCAAGAGUCGAGCGAAUGCCAGUACGCAGUUCGCGAGCCCAUCUUUCGUAAUUGUAAUACCCAAAAAUGUGAAGAGAACAAGAACGAACAGCUCCAUAAUGAUACAUCGAUUGCCUGCAUAGAUCGAUUCGCGAACUGCCAAUGGGCUCUGCAGGCGAAGCUGUGCAACCAUAAUUACUAUCGGACUAAUUGCUGCUACUCCUGCACGCACACGCUUCCAUUAACGACUUUUAAAUAAAUGUAAACCAGCUGUAGCCAAUUUGGUAUUUAAAACCUAUAAAUAACGAUUUAAAAUAAAAAAUACUUCCUAAGCAUAAGAUCCAAAAGUA
Molecule: messenger RNA, 1835 nt
Organism: Scaptodrosophila lebanonensis
Lineage: Eukaryota; Metazoa; Arthropoda; Insecta; Diptera; Drosophilidae
Gene: loh
Product: thrombospondin type-1 domain-containing protein 4
Exons: 5
Coding region: 23-1744 (573 amino acids)
Biological process (GO): extracellular matrix organization
Cellular component (GO): extracellular matrix
Molecular function (GO): metalloendopeptidase activity
Source: RefSeq, a predicted model, not a curated record